Carassius carassius (crucian carp) is the source of this 2191-nucleotide messenger RNA. It is a transcript of the gene p3h4, whose product is annotated as prolyl 3-hydroxylase family member 4 (inactive). Lineage: Eukaryota; Metazoa; Chordata; Actinopteri; Cypriniformes; Cyprinidae. The record is from RefSeq and is a predicted model, not a curated record. The transcript has 7 exons. Gene Ontology annotation, cellular component: endoplasmic reticulum. Gene Ontology annotation, biological process: peptidyl-lysine hydroxylation; collagen fibril organization. Bases 202 to 1488 code for a protein of 428 amino acids. Gene Ontology annotation, molecular function: collagen binding; protein binding.
CAAAGACUAGGCCUACUUAAAAGUGACGGACGUUUAGACCCAGAGAAGCAGUCCAGAUCAGAUUUUGGGAGGCAUGCAGAGUUUCCAUCACCGCAACUCCUUUAACCCCGACGGACCACAGAUUUCCUACGUGCAGUCUGACAUGAAUCUUCACUCUCCGUUAUUACACGGGGAUCUGCGCUUACAGUGAGGGACAGAAGUAUGGCCCAAGCAGGAAUAUGUUUAGUCGUGUUUUUCAGUUCUGCAUAUCUCUUCUGUACUGUUCAGGCUCAGUAUGAGAAGUACAGCUUCAAAAGCUUUCCAGCGAACGAGCUCAUGCCGCUGGAGUCUGCGUACGGCCACGCGUUAGAGAUGUACACGGCUCAGGACUGGAAGCAGAGCGCUGAAUAUCUGGAGCUGAGCCUGCGCCUGCAUCGGCUGCUCAAGGACAGCGAAGCGCACUGCAGCCACAACUGCAGCUCCGUGGGCCGGGACUACGAGGAGAACAACACGGAAACGACCCUCCUGAUCAUGGGCCACAUCAUAAUGCGAGCUGCAUGCCUGAAAAGGUGCAAAACAAACUUUCCCGUGUUUUCUAAAUCAUAUCCUAAGAGAGAGACUUUGGGUGCUUUCGAACAGAGGAUACCCUACCGUUACCUUCAGUACAUCUAUUUCCAGAUGAAUGAGUUGGAGAGAGCGGUUUCGGCAGCACACACGUAUCUACAGCGAAACCCUGAGGACCCCCUUCUAACUAGGAGUCUCAACUACUAUAAAAGCCUGUUUGACACGGAGGAGUACCUCGUAGACCAUGAGGAGAAGCCCUAUGAGGCUUUAUUCCUGAAGGCUGUAAAGCUGUAUAAUUCAGGAGAUUUUAGCAGCAGUACACGAGACAUGGAGCUGGCGGCUGCUGAGUAUUUUAAAACAUUCAACACGUGUUUGAUGUCCUGUGAGGGAUCAUACGACGUGCAGGAGUUUAAAGACUUCUACCCAACCUUAGCCGAUUACUAUUUUGAAGUAAUUAAGUGUAAAGUAAAAUGUGAGGAAAAUUUGAUUCCAAAUGUUGGUGGUUUCUUUGUGGAGAAAUUUGUUGCCACCAUGUACCACUACAUGCAGUUUGCUUAUUACAAAUUAAAUGAUGUGCAGAAUGCAGCAUUGUGUGCAGCAAGCUAUAUGCUGUUUGAUGCAAACGAUCAAGUGAUGCAGCAGAACAUGGCCUACUACAGAUUCCACAGACAACAGUGGGGACUGCAGGACGAGCAUUUCCAACCACGACCAGAAGCUCUUAGAUAUUUCAAUCAAACCACCAAACUGAGGGAACUUCUGGAGUUUGCACAGAAUUAUUUACAGACAGAUGACGAGGAUACUGUUAGUUCAGAAGAAGCAGCUUCAUCUCUGUCAAGUCCUCCUGAUGAAGAGUUUGAGGGAAUUGGGGACUACGAGGAGUCUUUCCUGGCUGAAUGGUGGCAGGAACCCAAAACUAAAGGAGAUACAGGAGAACCAGCUGAAUAAGCACAAACCAAAUCAUAUUAUUUAUACUAGUUCCCUGAGGGAGUCUUCAUCUGGUGUCUUCCUCAUCCCUUGUUGACACUUUACCCCUUUUUCAUUGGAGAUGGAUUGUACUGUGUCCAGUCUAACUUUACUUUUAAGUAGAGUAUUUUGAUUUUUUGUAUAAUUUCAAUGUAAUAAGUUUUAUAAUAACAGUCUCUGAUCCAGAUUUGUAUUUUUUAGUUUAGAUGAGCUUUUUUUUUUUUGGCUUUUGUUUCCUCACAUGUAUUUCAUAUGAUCUAUUACAACAUAUUUUUAUUGAUAUGAAAUGUAUCUGCCUCUUUUCACAUGCAAUCUCUUUUAUUCUGAAUCACUUAUAGAUGAUUUCAUUUUCAGGCUUUAUAAGAGAGUUGCUGACACUGUUUGUUUUGACUGAUAAGGAAGAUUAUAUAUCAUGGAAAUAUGUGUAAAUACACUUGAUCAAAUAUGAGACAAAAUUCAGCUGUUAGCAGCUUAAAAACAGUGCUGUUAUUCAGAUCCAUUAUUUAGGGUUGCUUUUGAUUGGUUUAAUAGCCAUAUAUAGUUCAUAAGGUUUUGAUACAAGCUCAACUUUGCAACACAAAAAAACAAAGAAGUGUUUUAAGAAGUGUUUUCAAAGCACUUUACAGAAGCAAUGUAUCCAUGGGCCUCAAGACCCAUGAAAUAAAAUCUAAAGAUAUAACAGUUA